Molecule: messenger RNA, 5204 nt
Organism: Apodemus sylvaticus (European woodmouse)
Lineage: Eukaryota; Metazoa; Chordata; Mammalia; Rodentia; Muridae
Gene: Ankmy1
Product: ankyrin repeat and MYND domain containing 1
Exons: 18
Coding region: 102-3866 (1254 amino acids)
Molecular function (GO): protein binding
Source: RefSeq, a predicted model, not a curated record
GCGACUGCGGCCGUUCUUGCAGUACACCAGGCAGGAGCCGCCGCUGCGCACCGCGGCCUCCAUGGCGGCACAGGUGGGCUCCAGGUUUGAAGAGGAGAGAUAUGGAAGAAGUUCGUUCUCUUGUUACCCCGGACUCCCAAGGCUCGAAAACUUUUAGCUCCAGAGGUCUGGAGGGGCAAAGUGGUCCAUCUCUUGACACUGAGAGCCAGGAUUCCGUGAAGAGCUACACCUUCUUCUCCAGAAGGGGCCGUCCAGGGGGUCUCAGAGAGGAUGAGGAGGAGUCUGAAGGCACCGUGGGGGAUCAGGACCUGAAGGGGGCCUACAUGCAGCUCGUCCAAGGCGUUCAGGAGUGGCAGGAUGGCUGUGUUUACAAAGGGGAGUUCGGACUCAACAUGAAGCUUGGAUACGGCGAGUUCUCUUGGCCCACAGGCGAGGCCUAUCGUGGGCAGUUUUACCGGGACCAUUACCACGGCAUGGGCACCUACACGUGGCCGGAUGGCUCCAGCUUCACGGGCACGUUUUAUCUCAGCCAACGAGAAGGCUACGGCACCAUGUACACGAAAACAAAGUUAUUCCAGGGGCUGUAUAGGGAGGACCAGAGGUUCGGGCCAGGCAUCGAGACCUACCCUGACGGCAGUCAGGACGUUGGACUGUGGUUCCGUGAGUACCUCCUCAAACUGUGCACAAGGGUUCCCAGCAGCUUCUCCUUGAUAAACUACCCAGAAUUCCUGGCCUUCCUCACAAGCUCAAGAAAGAAAAUCAGUCUUUCAGAUGACGAGGUGGAGUUGGGUGUUUCUGAGGAGCAGGACCCUUUCUUCUAUGACUAUAAACAGUAUCUCCUGAAUGAUGACCUAAAGCUGCCUCCAGAGAUGCACGUCUAUUCGACCGACAACAGUCACCUGCCCAUGACCGACUCCCUGCGCAAAGAGCUAGAUGACCACAUCUUCAGGAAUGAGAUCCCUCCGUUCAUUGAGGACGAAGAACCCUGGCUUAUAACGAAUGAGACUCCUUUGCUGGUCAAAAUCCAGAAGCAAACUUACAAGUUCAGGAACAAGGUGGCUCACACCAGCUGGAACAUACCUGCCAUCCUGGAGGGGAACCGCAGCAAGUUUGGGCCCAGUGGCCCCAAGGAGCAGAUUUCCAAGAAGAUGAUUAUGAAGGCUGAGGAAGGGGACUAUAACUGGAUUUUUGGAAUCUUGAGGGACAACCUCGCCUGUGCUGACGUGGCUGACUCCAAGGGUUACACUGUGCUCGCCGCUGCAGCUAUGCAUUCUCACCUGGACAUUGUGAACCUCCUCCUGGAUUACGGAGCUGACGUGAACAAGCGCUCGGAUGAGGGCGUCACACCCCUGAGCAUGUGUUUUCUCCAGUAUUAUCCCAGCAAGUCCUUCCAUCCCAACAUCGCCGAGAGGACCCUGCUUCAGGAAUCUCCUAAAGCCUUGGUCACCCCCAAAAUUUCAUUCUUGUUUGCGGACCCAAGCAUAGAUUAUCUCUACGAUACGGGUGUACCCAUAUUAGGCGGAGAGGAAUUAAAGACAUCUCUGCACCCCUCGAGCAGCCUAGAUGACUCCCUGUUCUCUGUACCAUCCCCGGAGUCCAACAACAUGCUUCAGAAGCCGGAAGCCUCCCCAGUGAAGACCGUCAGCCCUGAGGUAGAGAAAGAGGCGAAAGAGGCGGAGGAAGCAACAGAAAAUGUGGAUGCUAGCACCUUGUACAGCGUCGACACAAACUUCGAGUCUACCAAGUGCCUGCGAAACUACACUAUCAAUGUCUCAAGGGACAUUCUGGAGAAGAGUGCCCAGGCCUACAGUUCGUUGCUGCAGCCUCCCUGCGUCUCAUACAAAGGGACUGUGAGGAAAAUGGCGCAGACCAUGGCUGAACGCAGAAACCGUUGGAUGACCAUCAUGUUGCUGUUGCGUAGAGGUGCUGACCCUAACCUAUGUCAAGUGCCCAUGCAGGCUCUGUUUCUUGCCGUGAAGGCUGGGGAUGUGGAGGGCGUGAGGCAGCUACUGAUGAGCGGGGCCCAGACGGAUAUUCAGUAUCCUCCACAGCUGCAGUCCCUGACCCCGCUCCACAUCGCAGCCUCACUUCCUGGGGAGGAGGGCGUGAAGAUCACGGAGCUGUUGCUCCAUGCGGUCACUAACGUGGACGCCAAGGCAGCCGACCAAGACUACGUCUACAAAGGUGGCAAGGGUGAUCUCCUGCCCUCAAGCCUGAAGCUCAACAACGAACCGGGCCCACCCAAGAGCUACUACUCUACGCACACACUCAUCCCAGAGGAGGGCGGGCGCACAGCGCUGCACGUGGCCUGUGAGAGAGAGGACAACAAGAAGUGUGCCAGGGACAUCGUGCGGCUCCUGCUGUCCCACAGGGCGAAUCCAAACAUGCUGUGGAGUGGCCACUCCCCGCUCUCCCUGUCCAUUGCCAGUGGGAAUGACCUGGUUGUAAAGGAGCUCCUGGCUCAGGGAGCCGACCCCAACUUGCCUCUGACCAAAGGCCUGGGCACUGCCCUGUGUGUUGUGUGUGACCUGGUCUAUGAGCAGCAGAGGAGCACCGACAACAAGAUUGCCCUGAUUGACCGGCUCAUUAGCUACGGGGCGGAUGUCUUGAAUCCCGUGACACUUGUGCAAGGCGAAAGGACAGCUGUGGGCACGGCAGUAGACUAUGGCUACUUCAAGUUCUACCAGGACCGGAAGAUCGCCCACUGUCCCUUCCACGCUCUGAUGCCAGCAGAGCGGGAGAUAUUCAUGGCCCGGAAAAGGUUGCUGGAAUACUUGGGCUUGCAGUUGCGGCUUGCCGUCCUCAACAAGGAAAGCCGGCUGGACUCGAAGGCACUGUACCUGAGCAAGAGAGCAGAGCUUGCUCCCUGCCACAGGCUGAAGAAGAGAGGCUCCGGCCAGGUUAAGACCCCAACUGUGGAGAAGCAGCCCCUUCCCUUUUACAAGUUUUGCUAUCAGUGUGGCCGCUCCAUUGGGGUCCGUCUCUCACCCUGUCCCCGCUGCUAUGGGAUCCUGACCUGCAGCAAGUACUGCAAGACCAAGGCCUGGAUUGAGUUCCAUAAAAAGGACUGCAAUGACAUCAUGGCCAUGAGGAGGACUCUCCAGUUCCAAAUGUCCCAGGUGUUCAUGAAGGUCCAGUCUGAAAAGUACCUGGGGCAGAAGAACCAGGUGCCCAAGAGUGCCCAGCUCAAAGACAACUGGGAACAGAAGAACCAGGUGCCCAAGAGUGCCCAGCUCAAAGACAUCCAGGAGCAGAAGAACCACAUGUCCAGGAGGGCCCAGCUCAAAGACAACCUGGAACAGAAGAACCACGUGUCCAAGAGUGCCCUGCUCAAAGACAACCUGGAACAGAAGAACCACGUGUCCAAGAGUGCCCGGCUCAAAGACAACCCGGAGCAGAAGAACCACGUGUCCAAGAGUGCCCUGCUCAAAGACAACCUGGAACAGAAGAACCACGUGUCCAAGAGUGCCCGGCUCAAAGACAACCCGGAGCAGAAGAACCACGUGUCCAAGAGUGCCCAGCUCAAAGACAACCUGGAGCAAAAGAACCAGGGGCCCAAGAGUGCCCGGCUCAAAGACAACCUGGAACAGAAGAACCACGUGUCCAAGAGGGCCCAGCUCAAAGACAUCCAGGAGCAGAAGAACCACGUGUCCAAGAGUGCCCACCUCAAAGACAAUCUGGAGGAGAACCACGUGUCCAAAAGUGCCCACCUCAAAGACACCCAGGAGCAGAAGAACCAGGUGCCCAAGAGUGCCCAGCUCAAAGACAACCCGGAGCAGAAGAACCACAUGUCCAAGAGUGCUCAGCUCAAGAAGAACCAGAAGCAGAACCACCAGGUGUCCAGAAGGAAAGCCUGGACUGCCUGACAUGGCGCUCCACCUGCAGUCACCAGUGAGCACCUCCAUGCCCAACUCUUCCCACAGGGAGGCUCUACUGAGUCUCUACCUCACUCCAUAGCUAGCUAUCCUGGCCAUUCAAGGAGAAAGGAUUGCACCCUCCCCUCUCCCUGGGAAAAAAUCUGGCUACUUGGCACCAGGGUUUCCCAGGACUUACAAGAAGGCAGGGUAUGGAUACAGCCCCUGCCCUGGGCCUGGGCACUGCAAUUAUCCUUGGGUGGAAUCCAAUACCCAGCCAGAACUGUGCCCUUUGGAGGAGUCUCCCUUCUGGGAGCUGUGGCCCAGCAGCAUGUGGGGUGGGGCCCUGCUCCCUGUGCUUACAUAGCCCUCACUGAAUGGCAACACUGUAAAAUGUGCUUGGGCAGCAGUGGGCCCCAGCUCCCAGCUAAAGCACACAUGCCACAUGGCUGAGAGGGGCUUCGUCUAGUCUGGGCUACUGAGUGAGCUUCCUAGCAAUGGAGGUAGGCACUAUGUUCACAGGGCUGGGUCAGCUCCUUGAGGUGAGGGUGAACUAGCCCUGAACAUUUCUGUAGAUGUAGGACAGCUUAGGACAGACUGACACAUCAGGACAUCCCUGUUCUCUACACGGCUCUCUUGGGUACCUCUGAGGCUCCCUGGCAGGAACGAGAACUUUCUUAUGGCUAGAAUGAUGGCACAUACAUUGAGGUAGGUUAAAGAGGUAGAAGGCUGGUGGAGCCCACACAGGCUGGCUGGCUCUGAUAUCCUGGCCCCCUCCUCUCAUGAACGUUGGCAUGUUCUGUUGGCACAGACAGGCGUUUUCCCAGGUAGGAUUUGGAGAUGUUCGAUGGUUGCCACCGCCUGGAAACCAUCUUUGGUUACAGGCACUGGUUGCAGACUUUGGUACAGGCACAACCCAUUUUCAACACCCUUCCAGAUCUGUGCUCUGCCAUAUGCGUACCAUGUUCACAUGCACACACAUCCAGUCUUACCAGUUUACACAAGGUCAUGUCCACUGUAGGUCUCCAGCCUUUAAUUCAUACAAGGACUCAAAGAACACACAUUACCCAGUGGCACCGAGUGACAGGGAGCCUCAUGGAGAAAGGAACACAGUAGCCUGGCCACUAUGCUGGCUGUCCUGACACCCAGGCACUCAUCCCAGAGCCCAGGUCUGGCUCCCGGUGCCCUUGCCUGAGUAGCACUAGCAGGGCGGUGCUGGGUGAGUGUGCUCAGGGCAUAGGCCCAACAAAUCCACAGACCAACUAUGGAGAAUACCCCUCCUGGAUCAGGCAGGGGACCCAACUACUGGGUAGGCCUUGGUGAUGUGCUGGCGGUAGCCUCUCUAACCCA